Messenger RNA from Paramecium tetraurelia, 2433 nucleotides. RefSeq lists its product as uncharacterized. The record is from RefSeq and is a predicted model, not a curated record. Gene Ontology annotation, cellular component: plasma membrane. NCBI's taxonomy places the organism in Eukaryota, Ciliophora, Oligohymenophorea, Peniculida, Parameciidae. The transcript is spliced from 7 exons. Gene Ontology annotation, molecular function: calcium-activated cation channel activity.
AUGUUCAGAUAGGGACCAUAAAAAUAUUAGCAGUUUCAAGAUGAACAGAGAGUGGUAUCGAACAAGCAAGAAUUCCCUCAAGAAGUGUAGGCUGGCGUUCUUGGAGGCAAGGAGGGCAGUUUGGAUUUUCCUUCUGACUAGAUUCCUCCUGAUUUUAAUUUGGCUGAACUGCACAGAGAAGCGUGGAAUGUGGGAACAACGACGUUAUCAAAGAGUUAAUUGAGAAGUCUGAGAUUGCAUUAGAAUGCUCCAAAUGUUUCAGAAGAAGAAAAAUUGGUGGGACAGAUAUGCAAAUGCUGUGCUCGUUAAGUGCCAAAAGACAGAGUGAAAAUAGAUUGCAAUAACUAGGAUUACUCGUUUCUGGGAGCAGGUAUGCCUCUGUAUUUCGAAUACAUAAAGGCAUGUAUUUUAAUGUUGAUUGUGAUGUUUGUAACCUCAGGAGAUUACAACAUUAUCACCAACAUUGCCUUCGGUUAAUCAUGUUAAACUUUGGAUAAGAGCAUUGGAAUUGAGAUCGACGAGAAAGCAGUUUGCAUAUUCAAUUGGGUGACAGGGUUGUCCUUGGCUAACAAAAGGGAAGACUAAGAAUUUAUCGACUUGCAAUAAAUGCUCAAUUUGAUAUCCAUGUUGACACUCAUCAUCUUGUUUCAAUAUUUCAGGAAAGAACAAAGAGCCUUCGACACUGAAAUUGAUUCCAGCACUUACUAUGCAUCCGAUUAUACAAUUCUGUUGAAGAACAUUCCCACUCACACUGAGGGGUUGAAAAACGAUGACUUCGAUCAAGAUCUUAAGGACUACCUCGAAGUCUACAUUGAAAGAACCUAUGAAAAGCCAAGUGAAGUACUGGAUUAUGAGGAAGAACUCCGAUAAUUUUUAUAAAGAAAUAAUAGACCAGAAAAGAAACUAUCAAGAGUGGUGGCAGUUAACUUGUGUUACAACAUCGAAGAACAAACAAUAUUAGAGUAGGAAAAGCAAAGCAAGAUCGCUCAAAAGUAAAAGUUGUUACCUGAAUUGUAUGAUCAAGGUCUGUUGCCAGGCAGUGAGGACAUAAACAAGGAUGAAUAGAUUAAAGAAAUAGAUGCUCAAAUAACUGAGAUUGAGUCAAAGUUGGAAGCCUUGGAGAAACGAUUUGUUGAAGGAAAAGAUGUUAAAUAAUAUUUCUUGGGAUAAGCAUUUGUUACCUUCAGAUGGGAGAGUGAUGUCUAAUGGAUGUUGAUUGAUCAUAGAUUGUCCUUAUGUUCCAGAAUUCUAGGCAGAAAGAGCAACUUAAUCUACAGAGGUUCAUAAUUGCAAGUGGAAUAACCUCCAGAACCAACAGAUGUCUUUUGGGAAAAUUUGCAUAUCCAAACAUAUUAGAAGAUAUGGAGAAGAAUCCUAGGAUAUUUCCUUACCUUCAUCAUCCUGGGAGUCUGUGGUGGAUUGAUCUAUUGGUUAUCUGCUGUUCAAGCUCAGAGUGCUGAUGAGUAGGCAAAAGCAGUGAAGAAUGGAGAUUUAAAUCCUAAUUAUAAAGUUAAAGUGAUAGCAUAAUUGGCAUCCAUUUCAAUCAUUGUUAUUAAUUACAUCCUCAGUGUUGUGAUAAGGAAGGUCUCCCUUUUUGAAAGAUUCUCAACUCAAACAGGAUUCAACAUCAGUCUAGCUAGUAAAUCUAGUCUUGCCUAAUUUGUUAACACUGCAGUUAUCACAUUUGCCAUCAGCACUUGGGUCACUAAAAAUAUAUAUGGCACAGGAGGAUUGGUUUACAAUUAGACUUAUGUGUUCUUAUCUAAUGCGAUCUUACCAGCUUUAAUUCAACUGAUUGAUUCAUCCAGCAUUUUGAAGUGGCUCUACUAAUUUUUUGAAUUACGAAAGGGCAAGUCUUCAGUCAAAACAUAAAAGCAACUCCAUGAUUUAUUCGAGAGACCAGUCUUUGAUAUAUCUACAUCCUAUGCAACAGUCUUGAAGAACAUGUACGUUGUCGCAUUCUAUGCCUCUGUCAUUCCUAUUGGUUUAGUAAUCACAUGUUUUGCUUUACUCUUUUUUUAUUGGGUUGAAAAAUACAAUAUUGCCAGAAGAAGAACAAUUAAGUACAAUUAUUCUUCAGUUCUCUCAAGGGAAAUGAUCGAAUAAUUAGAAUAUGUCCUGCCAAUUUAUUGCUUAACAAAUCUGUGGUGGGAAUAUACCUUCUUGUAAUCAAUCUCAACAGAGGCUAUCAUCGGUGUGUGCUUUGGAAUUGCCAAUGCCCUUCUGCCAAUGCAUGAAAUCAAUAAGUUAUUGUUCCGCAUGAAGGCUAAACCCAAUGAGCAUCUACCCAUCAAUGAGGCUGAAGUCGGGUUCUUGACUGAUUAUUGUAGAGAGAAUCCUGCCACUGCUGAAACUGAGAGGGCCAGAUAUUAGGAAAGAGUAACUAGACAUCAGAAGGAUAGAAUUGCUAUGGAGUAAAUGUUUGAAUAAUGA